GAUCCAAGUAAACAACACCAAUACUAUAAAUCUGCUCUGCCUUCCAAUCUUCACUCUGUCUGUAAAAAGAUCCCAUUUUUCCAAAAUCUCAAAGAUCUCUCUACUUGCCGCACAAUUCUUCUACAUUACAGACUCCUCUCUUCGUUUCUCUCUUUUGCACCACUCUCUGUACAAGGUCAGGUUAUCUUUCUCUUGUGUUUUACACUUCUAAAUAGCUAGACCUUAUUUGUAUCUUUUUCUUUUUAAUGUCAAGAUCUUAACUUUUACUGAAAAAAACAAUAAAGACCAAUCCUUUAAGGCAUAAUAACUUGUUUUCACGAUCUGGAUCUCUCAGAUCUGACUGAAAUCCUUUCAAACUUCUAAAGAAAUGGACUUUUUUGCUCAUUUUAAGAUCUGGGUCUUGACCCUUUGUUUGGUUUUCCAAUCUGGAUAUGGGUUUUACCUUCCUGGUAGUUACCCUCACAAUUAUGGCAUUGGUGAUACUUUAUCAGUGAAAGUGAAUUCAAUCACUUCUAUUGAGACUGAGAUUCCUUUUAGCUAUUAUAGUUUGCCUUUCUGUAAGCCUUUAGAGGGUGUUAAAGAUAGUGCUGAAAAUCUUGGUGAGGUUCUUAUGGGCGAUAGGAUUGAAAACUCACCUUAUAAGUUUAAGAUGCAUACCAAUGAGACCGAUAUCUUUCUGUGUCGAACCGAUCCUUUGUCGGGUGAUCACUUUAAGCUUCUAAAGAAGAGGAUUGAUGAGAUGUAUCAGGUUAACUUGAUUCUAGAUAAUUUGCCUGCGAUAAGGUAUGCUAAGAAGGAGUCUUAUUUUUUGAGGUGGACGGGAUAUCCAUUGGGGAUUAAGGUUCAGGAUGCUUAUUAUGUGUUUAAUCAUUUGAAGUUUACUGUACUUGUUCAUAAGUACGAGGAGGCCAAUGUAGCACGUGUGAUGGGAACUGGAGACGGGUCGGAAUUGAUUCCUACUGUUGGGAGUGGGGGAUCAGAACUUCCUGGGUAUAUGGUUGUUGGAUUUGAGGUGGUUCCUUGUAGUGUCAUGCAUGAUGCUCAGUCUGUUAAGAACUUGAAACCCUAUGAGAAAUACCCAUCUCCUAUUAAGUGUGAUCCCACCACUGUGGCAAUGCUGGUUAAGGAGAAUGAGCCAAUUGUUUUCACUUAUGAGGUUACAUUUGAGGAGAGUGAUAUCAAGUGGCCAUCGAGAUGGGAUGCUUAUUUGAAGAUGGAGGGGUCCAAGGUCCAUUGGUUCUCUAUCUUGAAUUCUCUGAUGGUGAUCACUUUCCUUGCUGGUAUUGUCCUGGUCAUCUUCUUGAGGACUGUCAGGCGGGAUCUGACCCAUUAUGAGGAACUUGACAAGGAAGCUCAAGCACAGAUGAAUGAGGAGUUAUCUGGGUGGAAGCUUGUUGUGGGCGAUGUUUUCCGUGCUCCAACUAAUUCUGGGCUAUUGUGUGUUAUGGUUGGAGAUGGGGUUCAGAUUCUUGGGAUGGCAGUUGUGACAGUAAUGUUUGCUGCCCUUGGAUUCAUGUCUCCAGCUUCCCGUGGAACUCUGAUUAUAGGCAUGCUAAUUUUCUACAUGAUUCUUGGUAUUGCAGCUGGCUAUGUUGCAGUUCGCCUUUGGAGGACAAUUGGCUGUGGUGAUAAGAAGGGAUGGGUUUCAGUUUCUUGGAAGGUUGCCUGCUGCUUCCCUGGCAUUGCCUUUUUUAUUUUAACCACUUUGAAUUUUCUAUUAUGGGGUAGCCAUAGCACAGGUGCCAUUCCAUUCUCUUUGUUUGUUGUUCUGAUUUUCAUGUGGUUCUGCAUCUCGGUUCCUCUUACCCUAGUUGGGGGCUACUUUGGGGCAAAGGCACCGCAUAUUGAAUACCCUGUUCGAACCAACCAGAUUCCUCGGGAAAUCCCAGCUCAAAAAUAUCCAUCUUGGCUAUUGGUCUUUGGAGCUGGAACUCUUCCUUUUGGCACACUCUUCAUUGAGCUCUUCUUUAUCAUGUCUAGUAUCUGGAUGGGCCGUGUUUACUAUGUUUUCGGGUUUCUCUUGAUUGUUUUCAUUCUUCUUGUGGUGGUUUGUGCUGAAGUAUCUCUUGUCUUAACCUACAUGCAUCUCUGUGUGGAGGACUGGAAAUGGUGGUGGAAAUCCUUCUUUGCUUCUGGUUCAGUUGCUAUCUACAUUUUCCUGUACUCUGUAAACUAUCUCAUAUUUGAGCUUAAGAGUUUGAGUGGCCCUGUCUCGGAAGCACUCUACCUUGGGUACUCCCUCUUGAUGGCUUUGGCAAUUAUGUUUGCAAUGGGCUCAGUUGGGUUCCUUUCAUCUUUCUGGUUUGUGCACUACUUGUUCUCUUCAGUGAAGUUGGAUUGAAGAACUUUCUCGUGCCAAGCAUCAUGGCCCUUCGAAGAACAAUACUAUCAUUUGGAGCAGAAAUGAAUGCGACCCUUCACAGAAGUCCAUCAUGCUUUACAUUUCUUUGAGUUUAUUUUGCUAGAAUGUUUACUGUAUGUUUUACUAUAACAAUAAUUUCGCUCAGUUUUGCGUAAUUCUUUAUUAGACGGAGAUCGUGGGAUGGUAGCAUGUUACACAAGCUCAUCAUUUUGGCAUAGUUGUUGGUAGUCGGUGGGAUUUCCCGAAUGUACCUUGUUCAUUCAGUUCUAUAUGAGGAUCGAAUGCAAGUAGCAAUGUUUGUCAUUUGUAUUUGACUUCAUUAGUCUUGCGUUGAUGUUA
Molecule: messenger RNA, 2701 nt
Organism: Populus nigra (black poplar)
Lineage: Eukaryota; Viridiplantae; Streptophyta; Magnoliopsida; Malpighiales; Salicaceae
Product: transmembrane 9 superfamily member 11-like
Exons: 1
Coding region: 368-2341 (657 amino acids)
Biological process (GO): protein localization to membrane
Cellular component (GO): membrane
Source: RefSeq, a predicted model, not a curated record